AUGAUCGAACGCUGGCACCGCACGCUAAAGGCAGCCAUCUGCUGCAAAGAUACGACCAACUGGAGCGACAACUUGCCACUCAUCCUUCUCGGCCUGCGCACAGCGUACAAGUCGGACAUCAACGCAUCCCCGGCAGAGCUGGUUUACGGAGACACACUGUGCAUACCAGCCCAGUUCUUCGCCGAACAACCGUAUCGGCCGACCGAGGACUACACAGAAUACCGUCGCCGACUCAACGAAGCGCUGGCGCAGAUCCAGCCAACAGCAACCGCGUGGCACACCGAGAAGCCAACCUUCGUACAUAGCAGCCUCACGACAUGCACGCACGUAUUCGUGCGCAACGACACCGUUCGCCCUGCCCUAACGCCUCCUUACCAGGGUCCCUUUCAAGUACUCACUCGUACUCCCAAGUUCUUUCAGGUCAGCGUCAAUGGGAAGGCAACUAGCAUCUCCAUCGACCGCCUGAAACCAGCGUACAGCGCCGGACCCGAGGCACCACCAACUCCACCGCCACCGCCGACCUCACCGUCACUGCCAACUCCACCGCCACCGCCGACAGCAACACCUCCACCGGCAGCAGCGACACCAUCGGCAAAGCUGCACCCCGCGCCACUCCCAGG
This is a messenger RNA of Anopheles bellator, 620 nucleotides long. RefSeq lists its product as uncharacterized. The record is from RefSeq and is a predicted model, not a curated record. Lineage: Eukaryota; Metazoa; Arthropoda; Insecta; Diptera; Culicidae. The transcript has a single exon. Gene Ontology annotation, molecular function: nucleic acid binding. The annotation marks the transcript as partial.